CACUUGGGCGACCUCAGCGGCAGCGGCUGCAGGGAAGCGUCUGCGUCGGGGCGCACUCCGCGGCACCUGGGGGCGCUGCGCACCGAGCGCCGGGGCCAUGCAGGUGGCGGCUGGGAGCACGCGGGCGGCCGCGCUGGCGCUGCUGCUGGGGGCGCUGCACGCGGCGCCGGCGCGCGGCCAGGAGUACGACUACUACGGCUGGCAGGCCGAGCCGCUGCACGGCCGCUCGUACUCCAAGCCGCCGCAGUGCCUCGACAUCCCCGCCGACCUGCCGCUCUGCCACACGGUGGGCUACAAGCGCAUGCGGCUGCCCAACCUGCUAGAGCACGAGAGCCUGGCCGAGGUGAAGCAGCAGGCGAGCAGCUGGCUGCCGCUCCUGGCGAAGCGCUGCCACUCGGACACGCAGGUCUUCCUCUGCUCGCUCUUCGCGCCCGUCUGCCUGGACCGACCCAUCUACCCCUGCCGCUCGCUGUGCGAGGCGGUGCGCGCCGGCUGCGCGCCGCUCAUGGAGGCCUACGGCUUCCCCUGGCCCGAGAUGCUGCACUGCCACAAGUUCCCCCUGGACAACGACCUCUGCAUCGCUGUGCAGUACGGCCACCUGCCCGCCACUGCGCCUCCAGUGACCAAGAUCUGCGCCCAGUGUGAGAUGGAGCACAGUGCCGACGGCCUCAUGGAGCAGAUGUGCUCCAGUGACUUUGUGGUCAAAAUGCGCAUCAAGGAGAUCAAGAUAGAGAAUGGGGACCGGAAGCUGAUUGGAGCCCAGAAGAAGAAGAAGCUGCUCAAGCCAGGGCCCCUGAAGCGCAAGGACACCAAGCGGCUGGUGCUGCACAUGAAGAACGGCGCGGGCUGCCCCUGCCCACAGCUGGACAGCCUGGCAGGCAGUUUCCUGGUCAUGGGCCGCAAAGUGGAAGGACAGCUGCUGCUCAUGGCCGUCUACCGCUGGGACAAGAAGAACAAAGAGAUGAAGUUUGCGGUCAAAUUCAUGUUCUCCUACCCCUGCUCCCUCUACUACCCCUUCUUUUAUGGGGCCGCAGAACCCCACUGAAGGGCACUCCUCCCUGCCCCUGCAGCCAGCUGUGCCUUGCCCUCUGCCCGCACCCCGGGAUGUGCUCUGUCCUCCUCCCUCACCAGCCCUACCCCACCCCCAGGCUGAUCCACAGGCCCUAAGGGGUGGGCGUGGAGCCAGGGCUCUGCUCCCUGACCAAGGUAUCCCUGGGUCUUGAGUGUCUUAAGGACAGAACUUUUUCAUUUGGGGGAAACUCCAGGGUCUCAGAAAGUAGACAGAGGAGAGAGUGAGAGAAGGGUGUGUGUGUGGGGGGGGCUCUGAGCAGCCUGAGGAGGAAGUUUCCAGAGAAAAUGGGUGGUGUCCAGUCCCCUCUGUUGGUGGUGGGACCUUGCCUCAGAGAGGAGGGUCUUAAUAUUAGGCUGAGCUACUUGGGACAGUUACCCUCCCCCACUGCCGCUUUGUGUGCCUUAAUAGUAGCCUUCCAAAGGAAAGGAGCUGUGGUCACAAAACCCUCCAGCCAUACCCCCUGCCUUUCCCAUCUCUACCCAUUUCCUCACCUCGAGGCCUGGAGUUCGGUGACUCUAGAUCCGGCCUCUGAGCAGACUCCCCUUUCAUGGGAUCGCUACUUGGAUUCGUUCCUCAGCCUCUGCACCCACUCUUACCCUGAUGACAAGUAAAUUAUUGCUACUGCUACGAGGCCAUAGUACUAGACACCCGAUGCAGGUGGGGGUCAGGUUUUGUUUUUUGAAAUUUUUAAUUAAAUGGAAGAAACCAACAGUUGGUAUUGACCAGGUGAUUUCUUUGUCAUUUGGUUUCCAAGAGGGGGGAAGAGGAAGGUUUAGAAUGGACUACUAGAAAGAGGCCCUUAUCUUAGCCCACCACCUGUCCACAUAGACACACUUGGAGUGCCUAAGGAUAGCAAUGCCCCCUGGGUUUGUAGGGUUCUCAGAGAGCAGAGUGAGGGAUGGAAGAUUGUCCCUUUGUUCGAGGAGCUGCCAAGGAGGAAUAGAGGGCCGAGUCCCUCAGCCCUCUCCCACGGUCAGACGACUGCCAUGAUCCUGCAGCAUCUCCCACAGCUAUGCACUGCCUGGUCCCAGCAGCCCAGGAAGCCUGGGCCACGGGGACUGCUCUGAAGACCCAGAGGCCUAAGCAGUGUCACUGCUACCCCCUACAGCUUUCAAACACCUCUGGGCACUGGUCCUGACCCACAGGAGAUAGGAUGGUGUACAGCCACGCUUCUCUAAGUGUGGUCCCUGGACCAGCAGCAUUGGCAUCACCUGGAGACUUGUUAGAAAUGCAGCAUCUUAGCCGCCACCCCAGACCCAUCAUAUAGAAUCUGCAUUUUAACGUGAACAGGAGAAUCAUCUAGGGAGCUUUACAAAGCACUGGGCCUCACCCAAGGACAAUUACACCAGAAUCAUUCCUAGGCAACCCCCAAACCGACCCAAACCCAUUGCCGUCCAGUCAAUUCUGACUGACCCACCAACCAUAUAGGACAGAAUAAAAGUGCCCCAAAGGGUUUCCAAGG
Molecule: messenger RNA, 2534 nt
Organism: Loxodonta africana (African savanna elephant)
Lineage: Eukaryota; Metazoa; Chordata; Mammalia; Proboscidea; Elephantidae
Gene: SFRP5
Product: secreted frizzled related protein 5
Exons: 3
Coding region: 98-1045 (315 amino acids)
Biological process (GO): canonical Wnt signaling pathway; non-canonical Wnt signaling pathway
Molecular function (GO): Wnt-protein binding
Source: RefSeq, a predicted model, not a curated record